CAUUAUGGAGGAAUUCUACAAGAUUGCCGGUAACAUCAAUUACGCUUUGAGAAUAAAGAAGAUCUUCGUCAACGCUGCAUGCCGGUCUCUGCAUUUGGAUCCAUUCCUGCUAUUCUACUCUCCAUGACAGAAUGACCACAACUCCUACAGUGACACUCUGUGGAUCCAUCUAUGCACCUUAGAGCUUUAUAUAGUGCAGUAGAGUCUUUACAUAUUUGGACAGUACAUGUUUUUUGUUGUGUUGGCUUUGCUCUGCAGCACUAUUUGCAAUAAAUUCUUUAAAAACACACAUUAAUACACAUCAGAUGAACCAUGACCCAGUUGUAGCCCUUUACAACCUGAUCUGGGAAACAAACAUACACACUUUUGAAAGAUCAAAGACUGAAAUUGCUCUUAUCAACUGUUUAGUUUUCAUGAUCAUUCAACAUUAAUGUACUGUAGUUUUUUAAGGAUUCACUAUUAAUGAUUUUAAAGAACAUCAUUCUAACUAGUUGUUUGCUUUAAUUUCAGUUCAGUGUUCAAGGAUCUUUGGUGCUAUUUUUAUAUUUGUUAUCAAAGACACCUGUUUCAUUCUCAUACAGCAGUUCAGUGACCUGUUUUACGUGUAUAUAAAGACGGGAACUGAGCGAGACGUGUCAGACUGCAUCUUGCUGUCUAAAGAGGUGAUAUUUCACAAUGAGGAGUGCUGCAGCUUUUCUGGUGUUGCUGCUCUGUCUGUACUGGACGAGGGCUCAGGGUGAGAGUGGAGGGGUGACAGAGAAUGAUAUCACUCAGACAGAUGUUCAGUCUGAGAUCCUGGGUGUUAAAGCAACCAGUGAUCAGACUAACAUCACCCCUGAUAUCUGGGCUGAGCUGAAGGAGCUGAGAGACAUGGUGAUCCAACACAGUGUGGAACUGAGGAAGAUGGAGAAGCUGGAGCAAGAGAAUACAGUCAUACAGGCCAGACUGACAGCCAGUGAAAUCAAGAAUGCAGAUUUGGAGGCCAGAUUGAACACUGCUGAAAACGUGGUGGAGGAGCUCAAGAGGGAGAACACUGUGUUGGAGGCCAGAAUGAACAACUGUGAAAAAGUGGUGGAGGAGCUCAAGAGGGAGAACUCCGAUUUGAAGUCCAGAUUGAACACUGCUGAAAACAUGGUGGAGGAGCUCAAGAGGGAGAACACCGUCUUCGAGGCCAGAAUCAGCUCCAAUGAAAAUGAAGUGGAGGAGCUCAAGAGAGAGAAUGCAGAACGACCAAAGGUGGCGUUUUCUGUCGGCCUUACUGACGCAGGACGUGUUGGACCCUUCAAUACUGACAUCACACUUCAGUUCAGUAAAAUUUUCACCAACAUCGGCCAGGCUUAUAGCCCAACUACAGGUGUCUUUACAGCCCCAGUCAGAGGAGCCUACUACUUCAGAUUCAAAGGGUUUGAAGUAAAGUCUUCAAAUUGGAUAGGUAUUAAACUGUAUCACAAUGACAAGAAGAUUACUGGGUCUUACGAUGCAAAUGAUAACAUUGGUAAUGUCAUGGUGUCUAGUGGAUUUGUUCUUCAACUGGAAAAGGGAGAUAUGAUCUACCUGGUUCUCCCCUCAACCUACGUUGUUUGGGAUAAUGGCAAUAAUCAUAGCACUUUUAGUGGAUUCCUACUUUUUGCUAUGUGAGGUCUGCUGUAAAAACACCCACAAUUGACUGCAUGAAGU
Molecule: messenger RNA, 1677 nt
Organism: Thunnus maccoyii (southern bluefin tuna)
Lineage: Eukaryota; Metazoa; Chordata; Actinopteri; Scombriformes; Scombridae
Product: heavy metal-binding protein HIP-like
Exons: 8
Coding region: 676-1638 (320 amino acids)
Molecular function (GO): protein binding
Source: RefSeq, a predicted model, not a curated record